Messenger RNA from Cyprinodon tularosa, 478 nucleotides. RefSeq names its product ribosomal protein, large P2, like (gene rplp2b). Bases 94 to 438 code for a protein of 114 amino acids. Lineage: Eukaryota; Metazoa; Chordata; Actinopteri; Cyprinodontiformes; Cyprinodontidae. The record is from RefSeq and is a predicted model, not a curated record. Gene Ontology annotation, biological process: cytoplasmic translational elongation. Gene Ontology annotation, molecular function: structural constituent of ribosome. Gene Ontology annotation, cellular component: cytosolic large ribosomal subunit; ribosome. The transcript has 5 exons.
AAGAAAGCUUUUUCCGCAUUUUUCCAAUGACGUAACUUCCUUUCUGUGUGUGCCUGCCGCGUAGUGAACACGCGUUAUCCUUCUUAGCUCAAGAUGCGUUACGUCGCUGCUUACCUGCUCUCUGCCCUGGGAGGCAAUGAAAACCCAGAAGCCAGUGACAUCAAGAAGAUCUUGGAGAGUGUUGGCAUUGAGGCUGAUGACACCCGUCUGAACAAGGUCGUCUCAGAACUCAAAGGGAAGAAUGUCAAUGACGUGAUUGCCACUGGUUAUAGCAAGCUGGCCAGCGUGCCAUCAGGUGGCGCUGUAGCUGUUGCCAGCUCUGCAGCUGCUGGCUCAGGUGGAGCAGCAGCUCCUGCAGCUGCCGAAGAGAAGAAGGAAGAGAAGAAAGAAGAGUCUGAGGAGUCUGAUGACGACAUGGGAUUUGGCCUCUUUGACUAAAGUUUUAAGUCAUAAAUAAAAGCUGUAAAAACUAAACAUA